ACAAAAUUUCCAUCGUAAUACGAUGUCAAAUAACACUGACUUUUUUUACAGUGUGUUAUGUUUUGACUUUGACUAUAAAAUUUAACAAUUUAUUAAAAAGUUGGUUAUUAAAGUUAAUAUAAAACUUGUUCAAAUUGUCAAAUAAUCAUGACUCAGGAUGAAAGAACAAUUUGGUGUGGAAAUUUGAAUGAAAAAGUCUCAGAUGAUGUACUAUAUGAGCUGUUUUUACAGGCUGGACCAUUAGAAAGAAUUCAUAUUCCAAAGGAUCGUGAUGGAAAACAGCGAACAUUUGCGUUUAUAACAUAUAAACAUCUAGUUUCAGUGAAUUAUGCUAUAAAUUUAUUUGAUGGAACUUCAUUAUUCAAUCGAACGAUUAGUUUGAAAUCAAGAACUAAUGAAAUACCACAAGAAACAAUUUCACCUAUGCAAAAUGAUUUAAUUCAAUUUGGAAAACAAAUGCUUCAAUGUAUACCAAAUCCAUCAUUAAUUUAUGGCAAUUAUCCUAGUCCGCUUAUGUUAAUGCAACCGAAUCAAUUUGCCCAGCCUCAAUUUUAUAACAAUGAGGAAAGAAGACCUCAAUCAAAUUAUUCUGGACAUCCUUAUCAGCGUGAACCAGAGAGAAAUAAAACAAGAUAUAAUAACGAUCAUGGACGCGAUAACAGAAGAGAUAAUUAUUCUUCGUCUCCUAGAAAUAAUUAUAGAGACAGUCCACAUUAUUCAAAUCGACAUGAGAACAGUAAUAGACAUGACAACAGCAAUCGACAUGAUGGUAGAAGUCGGCAUGAAAGUGAUGGCCGACAAGAAAGUAAUAAUCGCCCCGAAAGUAGUAGACGACAUGAUAGAAGGUAUUAUCGAUCUUAAAAUUAUAUGAUUCAACCAUUUUUUGUUUCCUUUGUUUAAAAUUUCAACACACAUUUCUCAGAAAUCUUACUAAAUUUAAAUUUCUUAUUUUUUAAAAUGAAAAUUUUGUGUGAUUUUUCAUGUAUGCAAUAGCUGUUAAGUAUAUGUUGAAAUAUUUUUCUCGUGAAUUUUUCCUUUUUUUUUGUUUUUGUUUCUUAAAAUUGGUAAGGAAAAAUAAUCAAUUUUUUUUACUACGUUUUUUAAACUUUAAAAUAGAAAAAAGCUCUUCAAUAAUUGCUUUUUGUAUUUAUUUCAAAAGAUAGAGGAUAUGACAAUAGUUUAUAAAGAUGAUUCUCUUCAUCAGAAAGUUUAUAUUUCUAUCUUGAAAGAUACAUUAUGAAUAAUAAAAAAAAAUGAAGUAUAUAUUAAUUUUUGAAAAUGAAAUUUAAAACUUUUUUUUGUAAACAUAUAAUUAUUGUACUAUUUUGUGCAAAAAAAGUCUUAUCAUGAUAAUGUAAUUGAUUAUUAUAUUAGCCAUGCUGUGCAAAAAGCAAUUGUCAAUAAAAUAAAAUUAUUUUUCAUUAAAA
This is a messenger RNA of Leptopilina boulardi, 1427 nucleotides long. RefSeq names its product RNA-binding protein 7. Gene Ontology annotation, cellular component: nucleus. The transcript is spliced from 2 exons. Gene Ontology annotation, biological process: regulation of alternative mRNA splicing, via spliceosome. Bases 148 to 861 code for a protein of 237 amino acids. Lineage: Eukaryota; Metazoa; Arthropoda; Insecta; Hymenoptera; Figitidae. Gene Ontology annotation, molecular function: single-stranded RNA binding. The record is from RefSeq and is a predicted model, not a curated record.